AUGCGAUACGACAGAGUUGCCUCUAGCGAGGAGGAGGAGGAUGUGCAACUUAAAGCAACACCACAAAAUUUGACACCCCCUCACCCGUACAUUCAAGGACAAGGUUACCAAAGAUGGUAUUUGCUGGGCUUCGCUGCCAUACAGAGCGUUGUUAUUGUGAUUCUGUCGGUCCUCGUUAUUAUUAUGACAGGUCGAACGUCGUCUCUACAAGCUGACCAGACUCACCGCGGUACCAUGAUGAUCUACGGAUAUGACAGGCCCUAUAUGUCCUUGAAUCAUACCUACGACCACUUAUGGAAUGAAACAUCUAAUUCUGGCUUGGUGGUCACGGAAGUGGAGGGAAACCGAGAAGUCGGGGCAAUAGCUAUGUUAGAUUCCCAUAGCUUGUUGCUAGGUAAUCUCACAGAAAUUCUAACUCUAGAGCAGGUUUCAUCAACUUCAUUGUCUUGUUUCAAUGCGAGCAGCUAUGCAAAAUGCUCUUGA
Molecule: messenger RNA, 483 nt
Organism: Penicillium malachiteum
Lineage: Eukaryota; Fungi; Ascomycota; Eurotiomycetes; Eurotiales; Aspergillaceae
Exons: 1
Coding region: 1-483 (160 amino acids)
Source: RefSeq, a predicted model, not a curated record